Molecule: messenger RNA, 450 nt
Organism: Saprolegnia diclina VS20
Lineage: Eukaryota; Oomycota; Saprolegniomycetes; Saprolegniales; Saprolegniaceae
Exons: 2
Coding region: 17-358 (113 amino acids)
Source: RefSeq, a predicted model, not a curated record
AUCCAGUUCGGCGACUAUGGGCCAAGGCAGCUCCAAGUACGCGCAUGCGAGCAACGACUAUGAGCUCGUGAUCAAGUGCUCCAAGGAGCUCGAGUUCAUCCUCGAGCACGACUUUUCGGCGACCGGCCGCGGCCUCCACGAGAAGAUCUCGUCGGCGACCAACCUCCCGCCCGAGCUCGCGCGGCAGAUGCGGUACCUCGCAACCAUCCGCAACAAGCUCAUCCACGAGCGAGGCUUUGACGCGAUCCCAGACCGCGCCAACUUUAUCGCCAAGUUUGAGCAGUCGGCCAAGGAGCUCGAGACGAUCGUCAAGGCGCGGCGCGGCCCGAGCGGCGACGGCGCCUGCAUCAUCAUGUAAAUCCGUAUACCCUUUUUCAUUGCAAAAGCCAAAUGCUGUCGUUUCUUGCAUGCAUCUUGCGCGGCGCUGCCGCUGCGACUGCCCAUCUGACG